This is a messenger RNA of Danio rerio (zebrafish), 2097 nucleotides long. Lineage: Eukaryota; Metazoa; Chordata; Actinopteri; Cypriniformes; Danionidae. The record is from RefSeq and is a predicted model, not a curated record.
UUGACAGAAAUGUCUGUGAUUUCAACAAAAAAUACAUGGAUGGAAGAUUUGUAAUUUUUCUACUAAAUUAUUUACUUGCACAACUACUUAGAGUAAGAUGCCAUUGCUAAUUACAGGGCAUAAUUCAAGUAAAAGUCCUUCACUAAUUCUCUAGGCCACAACAGAUAUCUAAUUUGUUGACGCACAACAAGACAUUUGACCGAGUCCCACACCUGGGUGUGUUUGUUUUAGAGAAGCAUUUGAUUUUCCGAUAAAUAAAAAUGCGAUGAUAAGAAUUCUUGAUAACUCAGUCCAGGGCAGGAAAUGUCACAGUUUGAUUCUAAAGAGCAUAAAAAUGUUGCCAUUCGGGUUCUGAAGGACAAGCGUUCAUACCCACCUGUUCCUGGGAAACAAAAUGUCCUCUCCCCUCCCCCAAAGACUGGCAGGUAUUUAUAGAUUUUUGAAAUCUGACAAAGUCACAGUCAAAAGCUUGAGUCGUUUACUUGUCUCCCACUUUGGCGUUUCAGUUUGACCAGGACAAAACCAUGUCUUUCACUUCUAACUCCAAAACUCUCAGCGUGUAUGGAGGAGCUGGUGGUCGGGGAACCCGAAUCUCAUCCCCCGCCGGGUUUCUUAAUUCUUCUCCAAGAGGCUUUAAUCUGGUUGAUGGCUUAGACUUAUCUGCUGAUAAAAAGGCCACCAUGCAGAAUCUGAAUACUCGUCUGGCCUCCUACUUGGAGAAGGUACGCUCACUGGAGAAAGCCAAUACUGAGCUAGAGCAGAAGAUCAGUGACUGGUAUGAUAGUCACGAUGACGUCACAUUCGACCACACAAACUUCCAGGACACCAUCCAGGAUCUGAGGAAUGAGUUUAACACACGUUCCCAAGACAAUGCCAAACUCAUCCUGGAAGUGGAUAAUGCCAAACUGGCUGCUGAUGACUUCAAACGAAAAUAUGAAAAUGAACUGGCCAUGCGUCGGGAAAUUGAAGCUGAUACUGGAAAUCUGAGGAAAAUCCUGGAUGAGUUUAGUUUGAGUCGUUCGGAUCUGGAGUUGCAGAUUGAGGCUCUGAAAGAGGAAUUCAUCGUACUGAAGAAAAACCACAAGGAGAAUAUCACCUUGACUAUUGAGACUGGCGGUCAGGUGAAUGUCUCUGUGGACGCAGCGCCCUCUAUGGAUCUGAAUCAGGCCAUUGAUGAGAUCCGACAACACUAUGAGACUGUGACACAGAAAAACCGUGAAGAGCUGGAGUCCUGGUAUGAAAGCAAGAUGGCACCAAUGCAACAGGAGGUGAGCAAUCAUAAUGAAGAGCUUCAGGACAGCAGAACUGAGCUAAAGGACUUAACAAGCACCUUACAAAGACUGCAGAUUGAGCUGCAAACCCAUCAGAGCAUGAAGUCAAACCUUGAUGGGCAACUAGAGGACACAGAGGCCCGCUAUGGGAACCAGUUGGCUGGGCUUCAGACCACUGUUUCCAAUCUGGAGGACCAGCUUAGCCAAUUUCACGCUAACAUUGCUAACAACAAAGAAGAGUACGAAACCCUGCUGGACGUAAAGACCAGACUGGAACGUGAGAUUGCAGAAUACAGGAGACUGCUGGAUGGAGAAAAGAGUGAGAACCACAAACUUCUCACCAAAACCAUCACAGUGAUGGAAACCAUUGUGGAUGGGAGGAUUGUGGAGAGCAGCGAGACUGUGGAUGUUCUUGAACUUGAUGACUAAUCUAGACUAAUCUUUUCAAAAAAGCAGUUCAAAUGAGGACAUCAUUUGUAUUACUAAUCCUUUCUGUUCAAACCCAGGGUGCUUCAGCUGUUUCAGAAGACAUACCCUUCACUGACACUGAACUGACACUGUCUUAAUUCACUAUAAUCUUCUAUGUGAAGUUGCUUUGACACAACUACAUUGUAAAACUGCUAUAGAAAUAAAGAUUAAUUCAAUUGAAUUGAACAAAGGUCCAGGAUUAGUCCCAUAAUGAGCUCAUUUGUCCUAUUUUAACUGCUAUGCCAUCAUAAAUAGUAAAAAUAACCCAUCAAAAAAGAACAAGCGGAAUCCUAUGUUGGCUGUGAUUUCAGUUAAUUAGAUUUGGUCAAUGCUAAUAAAUAUUUGUAUGAGUCCAACA